Mesorhabditis belari is the source of this 807-nucleotide messenger RNA. Lineage: Eukaryota; Metazoa; Nematoda; Chromadorea; Rhabditida; Rhabditidae. The record is from the annotation of a GenBank genome assembly.
AUGGUUAUACGUUCCGGUGUUCAUUCCAUUUAUUCAGAAACAAAAUAUGCCACUGCGGCAAACAAUCCUUGUCCCUCAAGUGCGGCCUAUAUUACUGAAUUCGACUCUUGCUAUGUGUUCAUUGACGAUGCUGCCAAUUUCCAAGCAGCUGAAAGAGCGUGCAAUGCUACGCAAGGACAUCUAGUAUCAAUGCACAAUGCAUUUGAAAAUGGUCUAUUAGCCGAAUAUGCAGAUCAAGAUAUGCGUAGCUCUCGAGCAUGGAUUGGCCUUCAUAGAGGUGACGAUGGAAAUUGGAUUUGGACAGACAAUACUACGGCCUCUUAUUUCAAAUGGGGCUCUGGUGAGCCGAAAUCCAAAGACUGUGUCUAUUUGGAUAUUCUUGAUCGAUCCUGGUACACCCAAGAUUGUUCGACAAUCACCCCAUAUAUCUGUCGGUUAUUACCUUGUAAACCAGGAUGGGUCUACUACAAUGUGACCGAAAUGUGUUAUUACCAUGGACAAAACUCAUCCUUCCAACAAGCCCUCGGUUUUUGUGGUUCUUAUUCAGGCUCAGUCACUUCCGUGCACAGUGAUCAAGAAAAUGCCUUCAUUAAAAGUCUUGUUUGGACUCCUGAAUGUAAAAAAGUCGGCAAUUGGUAUGCUGGCUUGACAAUGCUUGGGGGAACCUGGGAUCAAGCAAGUAUGAUGAAUGCUUUCCCACCAUCGUGCAAUGGCUGUGGGGAUGGAGUGUGGACGAUGUAUGGAUUUGAUCGGAUCAACGAGAAACUCCCCGAUUUCGUUUGCAAAGCGCCACCUUAUGUCAUUGAU